Prunus mume (Japanese apricot) is the source of this 1363-nucleotide messenger RNA. RefSeq lists its product as uncharacterized. The record is from RefSeq and is a predicted model, not a curated record. NCBI's taxonomy places the organism in Eukaryota, Viridiplantae, Streptophyta, Magnoliopsida, Rosales, Rosaceae.
AGGAUGGGGCACGGUUUAGGUGCACAACUUUAACAAAAGUGGUCAAGUGCUUAAAACCAAGGCAACAAAAUAAAUGAUUUUGCGUCCAUAUAAACUUUUGGCUGAGGGCAUAAAUGAACAGGUAAGACUUUGGCAGAUGAUCACAGUUACCAACAACAUACUUUGAAGUACAGAGGCAGUGUCUCUUCUGUAAAUGAAAUAUCUCCCACCUGGUAUUGAGCAAAGACACUGUUCUUGGUUUUCUAAACAUUGACUGCGGCAUCUGUGUUUUUGCCAAGUUUAGAUUCUCCACCAGAAAAUAAAAAGAAGGGACAUUUCAAGUUUUCUUUUUUUCUUAGGAUUUCUUCAAAAAGGGCAGAGUUGAAUUUUGAAGAGGUGGAAGUGGCUCUUGAGUAGAGUUGAAUAUGUAGUUGGGGGAGAGUGUCUCUUGAGUACAGUUGAAUACUGAAGAUUGAGAUCAAGAAUUUGCUGUAUUGAAAGAUCAAGUAGAAAGACAAUGAUUGCUACUAGCAAGGAAGAUGGAAAAUGGAGUGAUAGGAAGAUGGAAGGAGAUGGUGGUUUGAGGACAUUGGAGUGCCUAAGAGGAAGACUGCUUGCAGAGAGACAAGCUUCAAGGGUUGCAAAAGAGGAUGCAGAACUCAUGGGAAAGAAGUUGAUGGAGCUAAAGAAUCAGCUCAAUGAAGAGAUCAAAUUGAAGGACAGAGCUGAAAAAAAGCUUAGAUUUUUGAAGAGAAAGCUUGAAUCUUUGAAAAUUUCCUCCGCAUCAGUAGAAUCCCAACAGUCAAGUUCCUCCAAAAACAGUGAAAUAUCUUGCAGUCAAUCCACUACUACUUCAUCAGCAGGCUCCAAUGACCCAGAAGCCCAUGAACCCAAAUCCAAAGUUACAGAGUCAGAAAACUCAGAAAAUUUUGAUCGAAGUGUAGCAGACACCACCACAUCUGAGCAAAGCCAUGAAAGUCUCUUCACUGAAGAAAACACAACUGCUCAAAGUACCAGUGCUUCCAGUUCCAGUUCAAGUACUAGCAUAGGAUGUCCUUCCCCAGAAGGGUUUUGCCACAACCCAACUCACAAAUCUGAAGAUUCAAAGAAUGAUGAAAAUAGUUAUUCAAACAUAAAAUCUUCAAUGGCAGAGAUUGAGAAUUUUGAGAAUGGUCACUUGGAUUAUGUUGAUAACACACUAGCAUUAGUACCUGCCAGUAUGCCUGCUACCUGUCACACCAGCACUGAAUUGAAGCCAGUUAGUGAAAGUGUUAGACAGGUUCUUGAUGCUCUCAGGAAUAUCAGAGAAAAUCUUCAAAGCUCAAUGGAGAAAAGAGAUAUAAUUAGAGCCGGCCCAAUUGAUCAAACUCAAACAUGCAAAUAG